Messenger RNA from Salvelinus namaycush (lake trout), 936 nucleotides. RefSeq names its product G-protein coupled receptor 55-like. Gene Ontology annotation, cellular component: membrane. The record is from RefSeq and is a predicted model, not a curated record. Lineage: Eukaryota; Metazoa; Chordata; Actinopteri; Salmoniformes; Salmonidae. The transcript has 2 exons. Gene Ontology annotation, biological process: positive regulation of Rho protein signal transduction; phospholipase C-activating G protein-coupled receptor signaling pathway. Gene Ontology annotation, molecular function: G protein-coupled receptor activity. The coding region runs from base 1 to 936 and encodes 311 amino acids.
AUGGAACCCAACUGCUCCUUCGACGAGGUGGACCGCCUGAUGACAUCACUGGAGCUCGUCAUCUACGUGCCCAUCUUCGUGUUUGGCCUUAUCCUCAACGUCCUCGCCCUGGUUGUCUUCUGCAUCUUCCUCCGCAAGUGGAGCGAGUCCACCAUCUACAUGACCAACCUAGCCCUCAUGGACCUCCUUCUCCUCCUCCUGCUCCCCUUCAAGAUGCACGCCACCAACCACCAAUGGGCGGCCCACCACCGCUUCCUAUGCUCCCUCCUGGAGAGCUUGUACUUCGUGGGGAUGUACGGCAGCAUCUAUACCAUCGCCUGCAUUGCUGUGGACCGCUGGGUGGCCAUAUGCCACCCAUUCCGCGCCAAGCAGCUCCGUUCCCCCCGGGCUGCUCUGGGGACCUGCAUCCUGGUCUGGGUGGUGGUGCUGGGGGGCAUCUCCCCCAUCUAUGGGUUCCGCAAGGAGGAAACGGGGUACUUCCACUGCUUCCACACGUUCUCAAAGGAGGGCUGGCAUCCAAAGGUGAUCGGCUGCCUGUUGACCUUCGGGUUCGUGGGGCCGGCCCUGGUGCUGGUGGUGUGUUCAGCCCAAAGCAUCCGGACACUGAGGCAGUCGGGCCAGGAGAGCCCUAAAAGCAGAAGCUGCGUGAAGAUCAUUUACAGUAGUCUCUGUGCCUUCCUGGUCCCGUUCACGCCCAGCCACCUGGGCAUCCUGCUGCAGUUCCUGGUGCAUCAAAGCCUGAUCGAGGACUGCUUGGCCAAGACGAGGAUCAGCUUGUACAUUCAGGUGACCAUGAGUCUGGCCAACAUCACAUGCUGUCUGGACGCUCUGUGUUACUACUUCAUCACCACGGAGGUGAGGAGCUCCAAGCAGACCUUCACCUUCAGGAGGUCCAUGAGCCAGAAGAGAGCCACCACCAGCACCUCAGAGCUCUGA